GUGAAGUACCUGCGAGAAGUGACCCCGUACUUCAGGAAAGCCAGUAUAAUCUCGGAGGUGGGAUGGGAACUCCAAAGGGGCUUUCUGUCCGGAGCGCCCCCUGCAGUGAGGUCUCCGCAACGCGCCGACACUCGGUACCUGCCUCUGCAACUCUGCCAUCUAGCGAGAAACUUCAGAUACCCCGAUCCAGAAAGCCGAACGUUGGAACUUCACUCUCCCGAUGCGGUACACAGCUGCGUUCUGAGGGCGGCCGACCCUUCGGAGGCGGCCGCCUGGUUCAACACCCUCCACUCGGCCCUCGAUGCCCUCACCGCCGCUGCCCUUCGCGAGGCCUCCAGGGCCAUCGCCGACCUCAGGUAUAUAGGGUGGCUGCUCAGGAGGCCCAGGUCAGAGAACACCAUGUCAAGUUCUGACUCCUCCUCCUCCCCUCCCGAACACCGCUGGCACUCCCUCUUCGCCGCAGUGACCGACAGCGACCUGCGCAUGUACGAAUCCGCCCCCUGGUCGGGAGAGGCGUGGCUCACCCCGGCCGAAGCCUAUCCGCUGAUCGCGACCCGCCUAGUGGGCACGGCCAGGAAAAGGGGCGGGGAACUGCCUGAGUUCAGCGUGCGGUGCGCGACGGCGGAGGGCGUGGUCGAACACGCUCUGAGGGCGGAGACGCGCAGAGACGUGGCGCAGUGGGCCAAGGCGCUGGUUAAUGGGAGUCAUGCGAGUGCGGUCACGCAGAGGGAGCUGCUUUGUAGGUGCGUUUGGAAAGAGAGGCCAGCGCAACUGGUCAUCCACUACGAAAACGGGUUCACCUUGCUCGAAGCCGGUACUGGAUCGAGAACGAUUUGGAGGUACUCUUUCGACAGGCUGAGGAACUCCUCGGAUGACGGGAAACGGUUUCUGUGGCUGGAUUUCGGCACAGGGGAUGAAAGAGAAGUGAUAACUGCUACUAUAACAUUCUAUACAUACGUGAUUCUGGCACUACCGAUGAUCCUUCUCAACUACAUGAACUACCUGAAAUGGCAAGAGAGACAGAUGAUCAGCAACAUCACAGAACCAAAACCUCUUCCGGUAGUCAUCUGGUAUCCAUUCGAUGAAGACAAACACUAUUUCCUAGCAUUCGGGCUCGACUCUGUGUCCAUAUUAGUCGCUUCGACCUAUAACAACUUC
Molecule: messenger RNA, 1158 nt
Organism: Phaedon cochleariae (mustard beetle)
Lineage: Eukaryota; Metazoa; Arthropoda; Insecta; Coleoptera; Chrysomelidae
Source: the annotation of a GenBank genome assembly